Messenger RNA from Leptopilina heterotoma, 771 nucleotides. RefSeq names its product MIP18 family protein galla-1 (gene galla-1). The record is from RefSeq and is a predicted model, not a curated record. The transcript has 3 exons. Lineage: Eukaryota; Metazoa; Arthropoda; Insecta; Hymenoptera; Figitidae. The coding region runs from base 135 to 644 and encodes 169 amino acids.
AUUGGAUGAUGUUAUUAAUCUGCGCACCCUGACUUAUAUCUAUAUAUGUCACUAAAAUUCAUUACAAAAACAAAAAUAUUCUCCACUUAAGGUUGGGUUUAUGAACUUUCAAUUUUUAUUUGCAAUUGAUAGCAAUGUUUUCUUUCUUACAUAAGUUAUCAAUUGGAAGGGGAAGAGGUAAUGACUUGACAUCUAAAGACAUGAAUGGAACAGACGAUAUUUUGAAUAAAAAAAAUCCAAAUAUCAUAAAAGAUGUAACUGAACUCAGGGAAAAUGUUUACGAUUUGUUACGAAAUAUAAAAGACCCAGAGAAGCCUCAGACCUUAGAAGAAUUGGAAGUAGUUUACGAAGAUUGUGUGUGUAUUGAUGAAACCACACCGAAAGGAGUGAACGUUAUUCGAGUAGAAUUCAACCCCACGGUGCCCCAUUGUUCCCUUGCUACUCUCAUUGGCUUGUGCAUUCGAAUAAAAUUGGAACGAAAUUUAAUAGCUUUCCACAAGCUCGAUAUUUACAUCAAGGAAGGUGCUCACGCAACAGAACAAGAAAUAAAUAAGCAGAUUAACGACAAAGAAAGAAUAGCGGCUGCCAUGGAAAAUCCUAAUUUACGAGAUUUAGUUGAAAAGUGUAUUAAAGAGGACUAUUAAUGAUGUUGUUCAAUUUGUAUAUAAAAUGUAUAUAUAUGAUCAAUUUUUUAUUAUUUUUUUGAGAGUUUUUAUAAAUUUUAGCAAUAAGGAAAGAAAACGUAUUAUAAAUAUAUUCUAAACAAUUUUA